Molecule: messenger RNA, 945 nt
Organism: Linum trigynum
Lineage: Eukaryota; Viridiplantae; Streptophyta; Magnoliopsida; Malpighiales; Linaceae
Source: the annotation of a GenBank genome assembly
AUGGUUAUAUGUGGAGAAAACUAUCAUAGGAUCGGUUCAUUGUUGCCUCCUGAUGGUGAAAAACCAAAGUUUGCCCAGCUUUAUAUUUUUGAACCGGAGAAUGAAAUCGACAAUCGCUUGGCGAACUUUGCAUCCCGUGAUGGUCUACUUAUGCCAGAGCUGCUCACUUCAUUGCUCCAAAUGCUGGAUCAACAUAAUCAGCUCGUCAAAACCUUCAGGCGAGUUCGGCAGCAGCUUCAGGAUUCUUCGACAACGAAUUUAAAGCUACAAAUAUUUGGAGCGAAGAGCAGGAAUCGGCAAUAUGAUUUGCCUAGCAGCACUGAAGUUGCAGCGCUUAUACCAGGCUUCAAUAUCGCAAUGGCGAAGGUCACACGAUUGUUCAGGCUGGAAAAGCUCUUCAGCAUUGUUUGUAUUGACGCUUACUCAUCGAUUGAACUAAACAGGCUAGCUUUUUUGCGCUAUCAUCAACCACAGCUUAGAGCCGAGGUUUAUCAAGGACUACAGGAUGCAUGGCACGGGGUGAUCUUGACGGAGAUAAAAUGGGACAUAUUGUACUCACAGGCCUUUCAUGAUGUUGUUGGUCCAAAUAGCUCAGAUAAACCGAUGGUGGUUUCAAGGGUCGUCCACAUUAAGCUAAGCACUCUCAUAGAUGACAUUAAGAAAAACUCCUACUUUGGAAAAACAAUUGCAAUUAUGUAUACGCUGGAGUUUCAGAAAAAGGUUUUGCCCCACAUACAUCUGCUGGUUUGGUUGUCUGAAGAGAAUAAACUGAGGACGACAGAAGACAUUGACGAGCAACAUGCACUAGCAACCUCUAUGCUACAUUCAUUGAAUCCUGAGAAAACUAAUGUAUAUACAUCUGUCAUCAAUUCAGUCCUCAACAAGAUGGGUCGGGCAUUCUUCCUGUAUGGUCACGGAGCCUUUGCUGAUAUUAUGAACACCUGA